This is a messenger RNA of Anarrhichthys ocellatus (wolf-eel), 3723 nucleotides long. RefSeq names its product reversion-inducing cysteine-rich protein with Kazal motifs-like. The record is from RefSeq and is a predicted model, not a curated record. NCBI's taxonomy places the organism in Eukaryota, Metazoa, Chordata, Actinopteri, Perciformes, Anarhichadidae. Gene Ontology annotation, cellular component: plasma membrane. Gene Ontology annotation, biological process: blood vessel maturation; extracellular matrix organization; sprouting angiogenesis. Bases 7 to 972 code for a protein of 321 amino acids. The transcript has 4 exons. Gene Ontology annotation, molecular function: metalloendopeptidase inhibitor activity.
CUCUAAAUGGACCAUAAUGUACUAAAUGAACAUCAUGCUGUAUUGAAGAAGACUUGGAGGAACCAAAUUUGGGCUUUCCCCCACCUUACCUCCCUAAUUUCCUAUUUAUUUAAGCAUAUACCACAGGCCUUCAUCACAUGGUUUAUCAUAACCUUUCUCCAUACAUGUGUUUGCAUCCUCUGGAUUAUCAGACUCAGAGUUCUCCCUCCGUUCGUCUCCUUCCUCAGGCCCACGGAUCUGUUCCGCAGCUGCAACGUCCAGUCGGACCAGGGCGCCAUGAGCGACAUCAAGCUGUGGUCCAACGGGACGAUCAAGAUGCCGUUCAUGAACAUCCCCGUGCUGGACAUCAGGAAGUGUCUGCCGGACAUGUGGAAGGCCGUGGCCUGCUCCCUGCAGAUCAAGCCCUGCCACAGCAAGUCCAGAGGGAGCGUCAUAUGCAAGUCGGAUUGCCUGGACAUCCUGACCCAGUGCGGGGACAGGAAGCGUUUCCACGAAGGACAAACUGCAGAGAGGAUCUGUGAGCUGCUGUCGCCCAUCGACGACCCUGAACGCUGCAUCCCCCUCCACAGAUACCUCAUCCCCAGUUCCCUAGGCAACAGCAUCGUGGAGGAGGUCAUCCACCCGUGCAACCCCAACCCCUGUCCCAGCAACCACUUGUGCCAGGUCAACAGGAGGGGCUGCCUCGACGAACUCAACUGUCAGCCGUUCCUCUGCGUGCCGGGCUGUAAACUGGGCGAGGCCUCCGAGUUUCUGGUGCAGCAGGAGGCCCGCAUCCAGGUGCCGACUCGCAGCGGUCCGAUGGGGUGCCACGAGGUCUGCAGCUGUGGUGUCAGCGGGCGCCUGGAGAACUGUGCGGAGAUGCCCUGCGUGGACACCGACGGGCCCUGCAUCGUAAACGGACAGAGGAAGAGUGAGACCUCCCGCAUGUCUGUCUGCAUAUCCAAAGAGUUUCUUGAUCUCCUGGUAGUGUGAUAGAAACGGCAGUGAUUAUGACACCAUUGGUGAGAGGAGAGGAGAGUUAUAUUUGGACACUUUUUACUACAUUUACAAUACUUACUUAGAGAUGUUUCCAUUUAUUUCCAUUGACUUUCCUCCGGGUGUAACUGUUGCAUAGCAUGGAAUCAUCAUGGAACCAGCUGAUAAAACCAACGUGUCAAUAUAUGGCCCAUAUGAACUAUAUUAGGGGUAUAAACGGUAAUAUGGAAUCUGUUUGACAUUUCUGACCUGACACUCAGAAUGCUGUUUAACAAGGGAUGGAAAUGGGAAAGUAUGCAAACUUCUUUUUUUACAAAAAAUAGGGCAAAUUACAAACCAUACUAAUAACACUAAAUGACUAAAUAUUGCGGGUUAGGUAGAUAAUUCCCAGAGACUAGACUGUAUAUAAGAUGUGGACGUAGUCACCGUGACGUCACCCACUGGUUUGCAGACUGCUGUUUUGAAGUCUUGAGUUCGUUACUUUGGCCGUCGCCAACUUGGUUUUUCGCAGUCGCCAUCUUGGUAUUUUGCAACCAGAGGUGACACGAGAGUAUGGAGCUACGUACAGCCAAACGCUGAAUAAGACAUUUUCAGGUGGCCAAAAUGUUACAUACCUUCAUGAAGUGAAAAUUCACUGUGAAAGGGUUACGGUUCUAAGAUGAAAACACAGACAAUUCCCAGACCAGACAACGCCGUGGUAGGGACCUGUCAAUCACAAGGUAGCCCCGCCCUAAAGCAUCCAGCUUGGGCUCUGUUAGUUUGGUGGACGGCUCUGAAUACAAUACCCGUGAGCCUUGUCUGCCAUUGCUGGGUAGAAGAAGCCAGUCAGAGUAAUACAUUUGCUGCAAAGUCAAAAGAAUUCACCAUUGCAGUUGUGAACAAAGCAAGUCUCAGUAUUGUGAAUAUCAAAGUCCUCCAGAAUUGAAUCAGAAUCCCAAACUCAAUUCAUUUUCUGCUGUAUCAUCAGUCUUUUUAACAGUGAUGUCUUCAGCUUCCACCCAUGGAAGAAGAACUUCAUGCGCAAACGUUUCCCUUCUUAUUUUUAGGUUUACGUUGGCUUACUUCUUUAGUUCAGACAACUGUUUGUGGAGUCAUUUUUGGUUGUUAACCUGUCUUUAUGGGAAGUCUUGAAUCUUACUCUCUUAACCGUGCAGAUAACUCAUCUUACAGUCAUUCUUAUUGCCAGACUUGGAGCCCAUGUGGUUCUGUUAAACACAUACUUAAGUAGAAUGAAACACAAUUCAAAACUUCUAUUAAAAUGUGUAAUUAUCAGAUUGAUCCAGUCUCAGUCUGAGAGGUCAGCCUCACGUUAUGUCAUUAAGAAACCAAAGCUGUUAUCAGUCAGCGGCCACCUCUGCCCAACCAAUUACAAUGAGACACCACAUCAAUUCAUUCACAGAUGUAGCCGUCGCACUCGAGUGGAGAUGAAUGAGUUGUGGCCGUGAAUUCCAAAUGUACUUCUAAAGUGGUGACUGAGGCAGGUGUUAAUGCUGCAGGCUGCGUCUGUGCCUGCUGGUGGCUUCACCUCGAUCCAAGCAGGGGCCGCAGUGAGGCUUCUCUGUCUGUGGAGUCCUGUUUUUCAGCAGAGAAACAGGUUCCUACAAACUGACACCCCACACUUCUUGCUAUGUGACGGGGUGUGACGUGCUACAAAUUAAAGUUGAGUGCUCCAAUAACAUAACUGCGUCAACGAGCGCUCGAUCGACACUUCAACGGUGACCCUGCGACAAUGCUGCUGGUCACGCUCGGCUGUUGCUUUGUCGUUCGUGUUGUGAACGUGGUAUUAGUAGUUCAUAUUCCAUGCAUAUGCUUUCAAAACUAGUGUGUUGACCAAUAUUUGUAAUUGAAUGCACAAUUAAGGUGAGACACUACAGGCAAAAAACGUAUCUGGGGCUAUUUAGCUUCUCUAUUUAUCAUCUUUUUUCAGACCAGUGCAGAGAAAACAUCCAAAAUACACAUUUCGGUGUUUGUUUUUUUUAGGUUUUGUGCCUUUAUGUUUGUUUUCUUGUUUGUUUUUCGCCGGCACUCCUGAGGAGGGGGGAGCUGCUCUUAUUAAAGACGGAUGUCUACGACGCUGUUGUUUUGUGUCCAAACUCCAUUGAAAAGUCUGGCGAUUUAACGUGCUGUUGCCCAGCAUGCAACGAUCCCUGAUGAUUUAGAUCACUUGAGAGCUUCUUCUCAAAUGCAGCGUGUUUGUAUUUCACAUAGCAGCUCACUUGCUCUUAGCAGGUGAGAGAGUUCACAAUAAAAAGGUAACCAUGAAAUAUAAAUGCUUUGUCUUUAUCUAAUCCUCUUAAUUCAGUCUUUUGAGUUUGAUUGUGACUGUCAGCCUGGUGAGACACAAGGAUUGGAAGAUAAUAAGACAGCAUGUAGAAAAGCAGAGCACUUAGCAAUGAAAGUAAGAGACAGAGCCCUUAUUUACAUUCCAUUAGCGUCGUGCAUUUAUUAGUUUUCCUCUUAAUCAAUUAUAAUUGAAUCUCUUAAUGCACACAAACCCAAGUGCUGAGUCAUCUAAAUGAGAAGUAGGGUUUUUUUUUUAAAAGUUCACUGUGUCUGGUGGAACAGGAGAAAUGGAUGGGAGGUUGGUGCAGUAAUGGCAGUAAUAAAUCACCGCUCUGACAUAGGAACCGGUAGAGCACCAGAUGUGUCACAUUCAUACUAAUAUCCAACUGAGUCACCUCACUCUUUAGCACUAACAAUCAGGCCAAUCACAAUGACAUCAACACAUUUUAGAUCUUUAAUAAUAGA